Pecten maximus is the source of this 1755-nucleotide messenger RNA. RefSeq names its product anti-sigma-I factor RsgI6-like. The coding region runs from base 47 to 1024 and encodes 325 amino acids. Lineage: Eukaryota; Metazoa; Mollusca; Bivalvia; Pectinida; Pectinidae. Gene Ontology annotation, biological process: carbohydrate metabolic process. The record is from RefSeq and is a predicted model, not a curated record. The transcript is spliced from 12 exons. Gene Ontology annotation, molecular function: hydrolase activity, hydrolyzing O-glycosyl compounds.
CCUAGUGAUAUAUAAUCACAUCACUGUCCGGUGGCAGGUUAGAUCUAUGGCGUCUUUACCUGCCUUCCUCCUCCUGUUGGGGACCUUCGUCCUGGGCGCGGCUGGGACUAACAUACUAGGGAAUGGAGACCUAGAGGAUGUUACCCUAGGGACCUACUGGAGUAAAUCGGGAUGUUCCUGGACCAUCAGUACCACGGAGAAACAUGGCGGGGCGCAGAGUGUCCACAUCACAGGGAGAUCAGCUAAUUGGGCAGGACUUGGUUAUUUGAUUGGUUCACCCGAUGUCACUUCCGGUAAAAUGUACGCUUUUGUUGGUUACAUCAAGUUACAAAACUUAGCGGCUGGCCACUUGUAUCAUGACGUGAUUGUGAAGCUUAGGACAGAAACACUCGACGGGACUAAGAAAUACUCCAACAUUGCUAUUCAUCCUCGUCUUCGACCGGGAUCAUGGCAGGAGGUAGGCGGAGACUUCAAACUCCCGGAAAAUAUCAAAGAGAUCAAAAUUUAUAUUCAGAUUGAGGAAAAGGAUGUAAACUAUUUUUUCGAUGACGGAAGCCUUGUAGAACUCGUUCCGGACCCAAAUUGGCGAUCAAAGGCUGAAUCCAAUAUUGAUCUCUAUCGCAAGGCCAAAUUAAAUAUCAUAGUACGAAAAGUCAAAGGAAUUAAAUUGAAGACUUUUACAAUAGAGGUUGAGCAGAAGCGUAGCGAGUUCGCACACGGUACUGCAGUAAAGGCCAAACUUUGGACCAAUUCAAGUUAUUCUUUCUACAACGACUUUGUAUACAAUACUCUUAAACCAGAAUGGGCCGUACUGGCAAACGCCCUCAAGUGGAAAGGCAUGAGAUGGACCGAGGGUAAAUUAAGGUUUGACGAUGCUAACGCAACGAUCAAUGACCUAUUGGAUAACGGAUUGUCAUUACGUGGACACAACGUCUUCUGGGGUGUAGAAGAAUGGGUUCCUGAUUGGGUAAAGAGUAUUACCGGAUCCGGCGGAGAUGUUGACCAAGAUCAAAGAGAGGAUUAAUGAAGCCGUCACACUCACAAAAGGGAGGCUAGCCCAUUGGGAUGUCAACAACGAGGCUCUACAUGACGACUUUUACGAGAGGAAGACCGGAAACGUAGAUAUCACCAUGGAUAUAUUCCGGGAUAUGAACUUGAAAGACCCAAGUGUUAAACUAUUUCUUAACGACUUUGCUAUUUUCAACAAAGGCGUAUACACUACGGCCAUGAUGAACCAAGCCAAGAGUUUUGUAGAUUCACAAGUACCAAUUCAUGGUGUUGGAGUUCAAAGUCAUUUUGCGUCCACAGAAAUAGAUAUGACUCAACUUAAGUACCGUCUGGACAAGGUGGCCGAGGCUGGUCCGCCUAUCUGGGUAACGGAGUUUUCCAUUCGUGGCACUAACAAUACAGAGAAAGCCGUGGCAAUGGACGAGGCCAUGACAAUGUACUUUAGUCAUGAGAAGGUGGCGGGCAUCAUUAUAUGGGGAUUCUGGGGGCCUUCUAUCCAGUGGCCAGAUGAUACUUUGACAACGGAUACAAUUCCAAUUGUUCUGAACGAAGCCGGCGAGAAAUACGUGGAACUUGUAAACGACAAAUGGAGAACUAACUGGAGUGGGAAAUUGAAAACCUACAAAAACCAGAGGUUCUUCAAGGGCGACUACUGCAUCAAAGUCAAGAAGAGUGGAGUCACGCUGAAAACCAUUAACUUCUCCUUAUUAAAGGACCGGAAGCUGAAACUGAAAAUCAAGGGAACAA